CAGUUGCUGGUGAGUGGAGUUAGAAGUUGACAUCUCUCUCUCUCUCUCUCUCUCUCUCUCUCUCUCUCUCUCUCUCUCCCCCUCUCUCUCUCUCUCCCCCUCUCUCUCUCUAUCAUUCUCAAGCUGUUUUAGCGCCACCAUUUUAUGAUCUAAGCUUUUCCUGAAAUCUAGCUCCAACUUAACAACAACAACAGAUAAGGAGAGAGAGAAGCUAGCUAGGAUGAUUUAUUAGGGCUCAUUUUUAUCUUUCCAUAGUUUCAUUUCUUCUACUCUUAGAAACUACUCUCCUUUUCCUUCAUCACUUUCUUCUCUUUCUCUUUAGUACUAUUCCUCGGGAUCUGAUAUAUCUCUCUCUCUCUGGAGAGAACAAAAGUAGCUUGAGCAAAAGGAGAGAUUUCAGUUCAAUUCCCGAGGAUACAACAAUUUCACUUUCCACUUUUCAUUUUCUUGUCUCUUUUGUCUCCUUCUGUCUUCCUUUUACUUCUAUUUUUUUGUCUCUUUCUGUUGGAUUUGACCAAGCUUCCUUCAAACUACAAACAGUCGUGGAUCAAACACAAAGUGCUGCAAUCAAAGGUUUUCAUCAGAUCCACACUUAUAUUCAAGGUUUAGAUUCUUCUGAGGUGGAACAUGAACACAUUUUCACAUGUACCUCCCGGUUUUCGUUUUCAUCCAACGGAUGAAGAACUUGUUGAUUAUUAUCUCAGGAAGAAGGUAUCGUCAAAAAAGAUCGAUCUAGAUGUUAUCAAAGACGUCGAUCUUUAUAAAAUCGAACCGUGGGAUCUUCAAGAGUUAUGCAAAAUAGGAAGUGAUGAACAAAAUGAUUGGUAUUUCUUUAGUCAUAAAGAUAAGAAGUAUCCGACCGGAACUCGAACAAAUAGAGCAACAAAAGCAGGAUUCUGGAAAGCCACGGGAAGAGAUAAGGCAAUAUAUGCAAAACAAUUCCUAGUUGGAAUGAGAAAGACUCUUGUGUUUUACAAAGGACGUGCCCCAAAUGGACAGAAAUCUGAUUGGAUCAUGCAUGAGUAUCGUCUUGAAACUAAUCAAAAUGGAACUUCUCAGGAAGAAGGUUGGGUUGUUUGCAGGGUAUUCAAGAAGAGAAUGACAACAGUACAGAAAAUGAGUGAGUAUGAUCAAUCACCAUGCAACUGGUACGAUGAUCAAGUUUCCUUCAUGCCAGAUCUUGAAUCUCCAACCAGAACCAACUCUCACCCAAACUACACUUCAUCAUACCAAUCAUGCAAACCAGAACUUGAAUUAAUGCAAUACAACAUCAUACCAAACCAUCAAUACCAUGAUCUUCCACAUCUUCAAAGCCCUAAAAUCACUCCAUCAGUUAUCACCCCUUAUGCUCAUGCAAACAAUAACAAUAUUGCACUCACUCAACAACAGCAGCAACAACAGAUGCAGUAUUUGCAGUACCAUCAACAGAAUCUUCACUCGAUCUACGGCGGAAACAGCAGCGCUGGGAAUGUUAAUGAUGAACAAGUCACUGAUUGGAGAGUUCUUGACAAAUUUGUUGCUUCUCAGCUUAGUCAAGAAGAUAAUAAUAAUAAUAACAAUAAUAAUAAUCAAGAACAUGUUUCUGAUAAACAAGCUAGUUCUUUCUCGAAUGCAGCUAUACUUCAAGUUGCUGAACAAAUUACUCUUCUUGCUAAUGAGUCCAAAAAGAAUGAAGUUUCUGAGGAACAUGCUUCAACUUCUACCUCCAGUUGCCACAUGGAACUCUGGAAGUGAUAAGUGUUACUUAUUACAUUACAUUUAUAUAUAUAGUUUUACUUGAUGAUGAAGAUGAUGAUGCAUAAUAAUAUAUAGUAUUUGAAAAAGAAGAAAACAUGAGUUGAUGUACAUAACAAACUCACAUGUUUUAUAUAUAUCCUUAGUGGUGUUCAUAUAUACAUGAACCUCUGGUGGAGUCUUAUUAUAAUUCUAGGCAAUCGAUGAUAUAUUGCCCUAAAUUUGUCUACAUAUAUAUAAUAAUAAAUUAGUACUUCAGUGUCAACAUAUAGGAUUUAUUUAUUG
Vicia villosa (hairy vetch) is the source of this 2019-nucleotide messenger RNA. Its product is annotated as NAC domain-containing protein 7. The transcript is spliced from 4 exons. The coding region runs from base 628 to 1734 and encodes 368 amino acids. Gene Ontology annotation, molecular function: DNA binding. The record is from RefSeq and is a predicted model, not a curated record. NCBI's taxonomy places the organism in Eukaryota, Viridiplantae, Streptophyta, Magnoliopsida, Fabales, Fabaceae. Gene Ontology annotation, biological process: regulation of DNA-templated transcription.